Molecule: messenger RNA, 2980 nt
Organism: Pseudomyrmex gracilis
Lineage: Eukaryota; Metazoa; Arthropoda; Insecta; Hymenoptera; Formicidae
Gene: phtf
Product: putative homeodomain transcription factor
Exons: 17
Coding region: 428-2884 (818 amino acids)
Cellular component (GO): endoplasmic reticulum
Source: RefSeq, a predicted model, not a curated record
GCGCUAGGGGUUUCGCUGUGGGGAUAUAAAAAUCUCAACAAUUUGCUACACUGGUCUCGCCACAUUCUUUUCUCGCUACUCUUCUUCACCUUCUCCCUCCCGGAUCUCUCGAUCGCGUAACGAUAAUGCUCCGGGAUGUUUCGCGUAUUUAUUAGGUUCGUAUGUAGUGCUUGUCGCUCAUCUAAACACCGUACCACGUCGCGAACGGAUGAACCAGUUACAACCAGUUCGACGCACACUUCGCUCGGAUCAGAUCUGAUGACACGAAAUUAUUAAAGGAGAGAGAGAGAGAGAGGAAAAGUCAGAGAUCUAAUCCGCAUAUUAUAUAAAUAAAAGCGAAUAUUUUUAAAUUCGGCACUGACAUUGCGAUUAUAUAGAUUGAUGAUCUGUAACAACAACAACCGUUGUCGAACGCUUUUAUUGUAAUAUGCCUUUGGGUAUGGGGCUGAACAGACUGGUGCAUUGGUAUCAAAAAAAGAUUGGCACAUACGACAAGCAACAAUGGGAGAGAACUAUAGAGCAGCAUAUUCUUGACGGACUCACACAUGUUCCAAUGAGAACGGCAAAACUUAAAACAGAACUGAUUGACGUUGAUCUUGUUCGUGGAUCUUCAUUUCCGAAAGCCAAACCGAAGCAUGGCUUGUCGACCGUAGCUUGCCUGGCAUUUCAGCGACUCUUGUUUCUUCCAUUCUGCAAAAAGUGGUGGAUAGAGCAAACGAGUUUUCGUAUCUUUGCGCUUUUCUUGCUACUGUACAGCUUGCAAGCAGUUAACAUGACCCUGUAUUACAUGUUUACACACAGGGAGAAUGAGCCAGAAAUUGUGUCAAUGUCAGAAGUAUUAGUACCUGUUGUUAUGAUGUUUGUCCUGUGCAUUGUUCAUUCCCAUAUUGUGUCGACGCAUUCAGGUCCUCCUCUGAAGUAUAAUCAGUCCAAAUUACGAAUACCAAGACGUUCACGACGUGAAGCCAGAUGCAGAAACGGAAAGUCAAGAAGUAGACAAAGUCUAAGUAUGCACAAAGAUUCAAAAUCUCAAGAAAUGGUCUCGGAAAAAGCAAGCACCGGCAGCGAAGAAGUAUUCACAUCAGUUAGAUUUGCUAAGAAAGUGCUAAUCGAAAACUCUUCGACUGUCGGUCAAUCUACUAAGGAAUCUGCGAGUGCUCAAUUAGUGUAUGAGAAAGAAUCAAUAAAGAAAGACAAAAUAAGUACAAAUGAGGAAAAUUCAAACCCCACCAAUGAAAGCUCAGCCAAUCGUGAACAGCCAGAUAACAUGGCGGAAGAGCAUGUGGCGAGCAUACAUCAAGAUGACGAUGGCUUUGAAAGUUUAAAUGGUAACGUCUCUAGUGAUAAUGAUAAAGUAGGCGGCCGUAUACAGGUGCAAAGAAACAGAUCGCGUGCAGGAACAACACGACAAACUAAAGAUCGUACCUCGUGGUCGGAAGAUAGCGCCAGCCAACAAAUUUCACCUCCGUCAAAACGCUCAGCACCCGAUCCAUUAAAAAAUGAUGGCAAUUUUACGGAUAGCAAAAGCAAUCUCAACAGUAUUAAGGAUAAAGACGCGCCGUCUAAAAUAAUGGGAUCAAGAGAGACACGGCAGCAGUGCGAGAGCGAGGAAGAAGGCGAGUGCGAGGAAGCUACGACGCAUCAUCUCACAGAGGCGACAACUUCUGCCACGGAAUGGAUGGGAGUCACCACCAACAGCGACGAGUGCAGUUCAGAACUCGGGGAAUCCGAUCUGCCUAGUGAGACCAAUCUGAAUUACGGGGAAUUUGUUGAGCAUCCUUUUUCCUGGGAGUUCGAAUUACCGCCGUCAAUAUUGCUCAACUCUACUUGCACGUCGUCUGAUCGCGUCUCAUGCACCAUUUGGACACGACGUGAUAUUAAGAAAGCCGAAUUGUCUGUACUCGACAUAAGUUCGGCAAUUAUCGCCAGAGUUGAAUCUAUGCCGGAGAGUAUGAAUUACUUUUAUAGCGGUCUGAUACUUAGUAUCUCGCUGUGUCUCAUACCGUCGAUAAAACGACUGAGCGAUCAUAUAGGAUCGGAUAAUGUUAGCAACGCAUCUAUUAAUCUAUUACCGAACGAUAUAAUCCAGGAAACCUAUUUAUUCAAUUUUGAAACCUACACCGAUGUCCUGUGUAAAGUAAUUGGCAUAGCGUUUGGAAAUACAUUCUGCGAACGAACAGUCGUACUGAUAUCGAUGUUCGAGCGAUUCUUGCUAUCGUGUUUCCUGUUUUUCCUAUUGGCGGUAGCGGAACGCACGUACAAGCAGCGACUUCUGUAUGCCAAAUUGUUCUCUCACUUGACAUCAUCCAGACGCGCACGGAAGUCCGAUUUGCCGCACUUCCGUCUGAACAAAGUGCGCAACAUAAAGACGUGGCUGAGCGUCAGAUCGUAUUUGAAAAGAAGAGGGCCUCAACGAUCCGUAGACGUAAUUGUAUCAGCAGUAUUUAUUGUUACUAUAUUAUUGCUGUCGUUCGUAAGUUUGGAGUUAAUUAAAGAUCUCGAAACUUUACACUCGCGAUACAACGUCGAAGCGUUAUUCUGGAGCUUUUCGCUUGGGAUAUUUAUAUUGCGUUUUAUGACGCUAGGGACGAAAAUCAACAAGAAGUAUAGAAAUCUCUCGGUUUUAAUAACCGAACAGAUAAAUUUAUACUUACAAAUUGAACAAAAACCGCAUAAGAAAGAAGAGCUUAUGGUGGCAAAUAGCGUACUGAAAUUAGCCGCUGAUCUGAUAAAGGAAUUGGAGAGUCCGUUCAAAAUCUCCGGACUCUCGGCUAAUCCGUAUCUGUACACUAUCACUAAAGUAGUAUUACUGUCAGCACUCUCGGGAGUACUCUCGGAAUUGCUCGGUUUCAAGCUCAAACUGCACAAAAUAAAAAUCAAAUGAAGCAAUGCAAGACGGGAGCGCGUAUCAGGAGAGUUGCGCAUUUUUCAACGACAUACAUUUCAGAACGCCUACCGCAUUUGAACUUGAUUUUUUUCU